Messenger RNA from Gasterosteus aculeatus aculeatus (three-spined stickleback), 2854 nucleotides. RefSeq names its product phosphatidylinositol 4-kinase type 2 beta (gene pi4k2b). Gene Ontology annotation, molecular function: 1-phosphatidylinositol 4-kinase activity. Gene Ontology annotation, cellular component: plasma membrane; lysosomal membrane; endosome. The record is from RefSeq and is a predicted model, not a curated record. NCBI's taxonomy places the organism in Eukaryota, Metazoa, Chordata, Actinopteri, Perciformes, Gasterosteidae. Gene Ontology annotation, biological process: phosphatidylinositol phosphate biosynthetic process; endosome organization; Golgi organization.
AUCGAUAGAACUCCUAACUUCUGGUGAGUUCAGAUUUCACAGGGAGCACCUGAAGGCAACUUAUGUCAGAGGUGCGCUUCUGUCACGGUGCGCAUGCGCAGUGGUCUAACUAGGAAGCAGAGGCGACUAUGUGGACGUAUCGUUGAAGGAAGCCGCUUUAGAAUAAUUUUCGGAGGGUUUAUAUACGCGUGGAAAGAAGGGAGUCUCUUAACAAUGGACGGCUGAUGGCUAGAAGCAAAGUCCGUGAAAUUCAUUUAACAUUUUCAUCGUGUGUUUAAAAAAAACAACAAAAAAACGGGGUUCGCAAUGAUGUCAGAAUGCGACCCGACGGAGACGGAGAGCUGCGAGCCCGGGCUGGACACCGGGGCAACGGCAGCCGUGUCCGCCUUGCAGUGCGUCUUCCGCUCCCUAGACCCUCCGAAGGUGCUGUUUGACAGGAACGGGAUAGGCUUGGGACCCGUGACGAAGCUCGGAGGUGCCGUUCGCAUCUCGGACUCGUGUGAGAGCGUCUUAACCGAGCUGGAGACGGACGGGUCGGGCGAGGAGACGCUGCUGUUGCCGUGCUCAGCGGGGAGCCCGUCAUCGUCGUCGCCGCGCGGCGUGGGAGAGAAGUGGAGCCGGCGGAACAGACGCAGCUCGUCGUCGGAUAAGGACGCCCUGGCCUCCCCGGGUGCCAGCAGUGGAGACUUCAACCAUUUCCCUGACGACCCCGAGUUUGCAGACAUUAUUCAAAGGGCAGAACAAGCUAUUGAGAAUGACUACUUUCCAGAAAGGAUCUCCCAGGGAUCCAGCGGGAGCUACUUUGUCAAAGACACAAAAGGGAAAGUCAUUGGUGUUUUCAAACCAAAGUCAGAGGAGCCUUACGGUCACCUAAACCCCAAAUGGACCAAAUAUUUUCACAAGCUGUGCUGUCCGUGUUGUUUCGGCCGAGGCUGCUUGUUGCCUAACCAGGGUUACCUCUCGGAGGCUGCUGCCUCACUGGUGGACACUAAACUCGCCCUUGGAGUGGUGCCCAAAACAAAGGUGGUGAACCUGGCCAGUGAGACCUUCCACUACAGCGCCAUCGACAGAGCCAAAUCCAAGGGGAAGAAGUACGCCCUGGAGAAAGUGCCCAAGGUGGGACGCCGCUUCCACAGAGUGGGCCUGCCGCCGAAGGUGGGCUCAUUUCAGCUCUUCGUGGAGGGUUACCGUGAAGCAGACCACUGGCUGCGGCGCUUUGAGGCGGAAUCUUUGCCGGAGAACAUCAGGAAGCAGCUGCAGUCCCAGUUUGAGCGGUUGGUGGUGUUGGACUACGUCAUCAGAAACACAGAUCGAGGGAAUGACAACUGGUUGAUCAAGUAUGAGAAGCCAGGAGGAGGACAAAAGGACGCGGAGUGGCCCGAGAACAGCUCUGACUCCUGUAUCAAGAUCGCAGCGAUCGACAACGGCCUGGCCUUCCCCUUUAAGCACCCGGAUGAAUGGAGAGCCUAUCCGUUCCACUGGGCGUGGCUUCCACAGGCAAAAGUGGCCUUCUCCCAGGAGACCAGAGACCUGGUUCUGUCCCGCCUGUCUGACAUGAACUUUGUCCAGGACCUCUGUGAGGACCUCUAUGAGAUGUUCAAGGUGCAAACCCCCACGGACAAAGGCUUUGAUAAGACCAUGUUUGAGAGACAAAUGUCUGUAAUGAGGGGACAGGUGUUGAAUCUGACCCAGGCGCUAAAGGACGGGAAGAGCCCCAUCCAGCUGGUACAGAUGCCCCGGGUGGUGGUGGAGCGCAGCCGCUCGGGCGGUCAGGGACGUGUGGUCACACUUGGCAACGCCUUCACACAAACCUUCCACUGCAAGCGUCCCUUCUUUACCUCUUGGUAGUCACAGUUGGGUGGGGAGGGCGGUUCAGGAGAGACUUCUGCAGCUUCUUUCCCCUCUUGAAGCGCUUGGGAAGACGGGAGGUUCAAAUUGGAGACGGCAAAUGUGUUUGUGCCGAAAGAAGAAAUGAAGACACGGUAGAAAGAAAAUAUGAUGAAGUAUUGCUUUCGCCCCAUUCCACAUUUUGUGAAGCGACACCAGUUACCAUGGUGACUCGAUCUACUUUUCCACAGAUGUGGGCUUUCUUUACUGUUGUUUUUUUGUUGUUGUUUUUUUACCCUCCUAAAGUACCUUGCAGGGUCACAUAGUGGUGCAAACGGCCAAAGAAGUGUAGUUUGUAUGUUUGGGAAUCUAAAGGACUAUAGCUUCACAGACCUCUAGAAAGUGAUUAAUGUAUUUAUUUUAAAAUCUGGGACUGUGUUGUUCCUCGCCUGGGAUCAAGUCCCAAACAGUUUUUUUGCCUUGUUGAAAACGAUAGAUGUGCACUUGCGCUGCUGGAGGUGCUUUGAAUAGUUCUACAGAGCUGGGCCAAACUGCUUGUUAUCCAGUGUUCGCUUUAAAAAUGACGUCUGUUGGACUAACACAAACGCAGUGUCUUCAACUCUCACUACUGCCAAAAUCUGUUUGAGGACCGAGUAUUUAACCGCCACGAGAAAAUGAAUACGUUGAAACUUGAAUAUGACAAUUUGGGAAAGGAGACUAUUGAUGAACACAUUGUUUGAAUGUAAUCUGUUUACAUCUUCGAUACAGAUUGUUGCUCCGAGACAUUUCAAUAUGAGCGACUGCUGUAACAAUGAAUGUAUUUGUUGUUCGACAUGUAUUUAAUUGCUGGGGGGGGGUUUGGCACCUCGUCCGUGCCCUUUGUAACACACAAGAAAACUAUCUUUCACAUUCUCGAUGCCCUUGUGUUUUCUUAUGUAUGCAUCUUGAACUUUCUAUUCUAACUGGAUGAUUGUAUAAGAAAAGUUGUAUAUUUCAAAAAUGAAAAAUAAAAUUUGGGAAAUUUGGA